AUGGCUGAAAGGAUGGACAGCAUUGAAGCAAUGCUGUACAAUAUGAAAGCAAGCCUCAAGGCAAUCCAACCAAGAAGCCAACAAAUUAAGCUCUCAAUGUCUGAUACCUCCAGUACAGUAAUCCGACCCGACAAAGGAAAGGCCCCGGCAAAGCCAGACGCAUCCAUGCCGGUUGACAACACAACUGUCAUCUCCAAACCAGAGCCUGAAUUUUUCGCUUUGACUCUUGGUGAAUAA
This is a messenger RNA of Blumeria graminis f. sp. triticale, 237 nucleotides long. The record is from the annotation of a GenBank genome assembly. Lineage: Eukaryota; Fungi; Ascomycota; Leotiomycetes; Helotiales; Erysiphaceae.